ACAGCCUGGUAUUAUUCCAGAAUCACACCCAAGCUUACCCAUGUCAAGUUUACCUGUUUCAAGCUUUUUGUGGCUGAGGUGACAGCUUGGUAUUAUUCCAGAAUCACACCCAAGCUUACCCAUGUCAAGUUUACCUGUUUCAAGCUUUUUGUGGCUGAGGUGACAGCUUGGUAAUAUUCCAGAAUCACACCCAAGCUUACCCAUGUCAAGUUUACCUGUUUCCGUUCACCGGUGAUGAGGUUUCAGGCCCCGGUCCGCCGCUGCAGCAGCGCUCCACAGGGCCGCCAACAUUACAACAACUGUGGUGAGAGAAGUCCUUCGUCAGCACACUGUCAGCAUACUGUCAGCAUAUUAUCAGCAGACUGUCACCACGUCAUCAGCACACUGUCACCCUGUCAUCAGCACACUGUCAGCCCAUCAUCAGCACUGUCAGCACAUCGUCAGAACAUCAGCACACUGUCAGCCCAUCAUCAGCACACCAUAACCACAGUCAGCACACCAUCAGCACACUGUCAGCAAGUCUUCACCCCCGUAACAGUCUGCCUGCCACCCCUGGUGCUGGUGCAGCAGCGAGGGUCUGAGGCGGGUGCCGUGCUGCGUCCUCACUGCUGCUGGCUUCUGUUGCAGUGGAGGCUGCAGGGCCGGGCAGCAGCCUGAGGGGCCAGGACCAGCAGGAGCAGCCUGCCACUGCUGUGAGGAUCAGUGCCAGACCAUGCACUACAGUACAGUGCAAUUCCUUCAUCAUAUUUGUGCCAAAGAAAAAAUUCAGUGCCAUAACUUUGAACAGCACCUUGCAUGCUCUGAUCAGGGGUGCUCAGUAGAACCACCACCACCACCACUUUGCAACUAGCAUCUCCAGUCAUAAAGGAAAGGUCGAGUUUGAGUGAGAGAAGAUUUGAGACCGAGAGCAAGUUCACCAGACACAUCCUUGCACACACUGCUGAAGGGAAGCAUGAGUGCCAAGAGUGUGGGAAAAGACUCCCUGGGAAGGGUGACCUCAAGAAACACACCCACAUACUCUGGUAGAAGACCUCAUGAAUGCCAGGAGUGUGACAAGGUGUUCAGUCACAAGAGUAGCCUCUACAGACAUACACUUACACACACUGGUGAAAGACCUCAUGAAUGCCAAGUAUGUGGCAAAGUGUUCAGUAGGAAGAGUUACCUCAAUGCACACACUCUUACACACACUGGUGAAAGACCUCAUAAAUGCCAAGAGUGUGGCAAACUGUUCAGUAGGAAGAGUGACCGUAACAGACACACCCUUACACACACUGGUGAAAGACCUCAUGAAUGCCAAGAGUGUGGUAAAGUGUUCAGUAGGAAGAGUGACCUUAACAUACACACCCUUACACACACUGGUGAAAGACCUCAUGAAUGCCAAGAGUGUGGCAAAGUGUUCAGUAGGAAGAGUGACCUCAGCAAGCAUACCCUUACACACACUGGUGAAAGACCUCAUGAAUGUGAAGACUGUGGCAAAGUGUUCAGUAGGAAGAGUGACCUUAACAAGCACACCCUUACACACACUGGUGAAAGACCUCAUGAAUGCCAAGAGUGUGGCAAAGUGUUCAGUAGGAAGAGUAGCCUUAACACACACACCCUUACACACACUGGCAAAAGACCUCAUGAAUGCCAAGAGUGUAGCAAAGUGUUCAGUAGGAAGAGUGACCUUAACAGACACACCCUUACACACACUGGUGAAAGACCUCAUGAAUGCCAAGAGUGUGGCAAAGUGUUCACAUACAAGAGUCACCUUAACACACACACACUUACACACACUGGUGAAAGACCUCAUGAAUGCCUAGUGUGUGGCAAAGUGUUCAGUAGGAAGAGUAACCUUAACACACACACCCUUACACACACUGGUGAAAGACCUCAUGAAUGCCAAGAGUGUGGCAAAGUGUUCAGUAAAAAGAGUGACCUUAACACACACACCCUUACACACACUGGUGAAAGACCUCAUGAAUGCCAAGAGUGUGGCAAAGUGUUCAAUAAGAAGAGUCACCUUAACACACACACACUUACACACACUUGUGAAAGACCUCAUGAAUGCCAAGAGUGUGGAAAAGCGUUCAGACACAAGAGUAACCUUAAACAACACACCCUUACACACACUGGUGAAAAACCUCAUGAAUGCCCUGAGUGUGACAGAAGGUUCAGUGUGAAGAGUGAACUAAAUAGACACAUAUUUACACACACUGGUGAAAGACCUCAUGAAUGCCUUGAGUGUGACAGAAGGUUCUUUUGUAAAUCUGCUUUGAACAACCACGUUGUCACACACUCUGAUCUGAGAGAGUUCAAGUGUGAUGUUUGUCUAAAACAUUUCAAGACCAAGCGGAGUAUUGCCAGGCACAUGAAGAUCCACUUCCCCUGAGGUGUUGUGUGGUGCUGCUGUAUGUGGUGGUGGUGGAGGACAGUGUUUGGCAACCCCGCCCUGCCUGAAGAACAAGAAGAAAGAGAAGACAAAGAGAGCAAGACAGACAUGGAGGAACAACAAGAACAGAAAAGAAAGAAAGCAAUGAAAGACUAGUGAAAGAAAGAAGAGAAAGAUGGACAAGAAAAUAUUACGAAAAAGCACGAACAGAAAGAAAAGGAAUGGAGGAAAGGAAGAAAUGAUGAAAGAAGAGGAAGAGAAUAGAAGGAAGCCUGGAAGAAAAGGAGGAAGAGGAGCAGCAUCAGGACGGGGAUAGUUAGAAAAGGGUCAUCAGCAUCUUCUUGGCUUAUGGUCCAUCUUCUCCCUUUCCUGGGGUGGGACUUGCCAUGGUCCUCCUCCAUCUUGCUGGCCCGGUGCUAAUCCUUCCUCUAUUUCCCACACUCCCAAGUCUUGUGUCACUGUUCCUCUCCAUGCUCUCCUUGGUCUUACAACUGGUCUCCUCCCAGGCACCUCCACUGCCCUCAGCACUCCGCCCUCUGUCUCUCUCCUCACAUGUCCCAACCAUUGCAGCCUUCUCUGUCUCUCUCUCCUCUGUGUCUCCUUCACACCACAUCUCUCAGCCACUUCCUCAUUCUUUCCACUCAGUGUAUAUAUGUGUGUGUGUAAGUUUGUAUAGUACAUUUCUGCCUUCCACAACGAUUUUGAAUAUCCAGAGAGAGAGAGAGAGAGAGAGAGAGAGAGAGAGAGAGAGAGAGAGAGAGAGAGAGAGAGAGAGAGAGAGAGAGAGAGAGAGCGCUUUCCGCUCGGCCCACGUGGUCACUUCAAGAAACUAUCACAACAGUGAGGCCUUGUGUUACUUAACUAACAGACGGUCACUGCUCUUCCUCUACGCCUAUAAACAGUGGUGUUCCGCAGGGCUCUGGGGUAUCUCCCACUCUUUAUGUUGUUCAUUACUGAUUGAUUGAUAGUUUAUUGUUGCAAUUAUACAACAAAGGUGAAGAGAGGAACCUGUCAUCCCAAGCCCAGGCAAUGCACAUUAAUAAUCUUUAAUUCCAAAACAAACUGUACAAUCCACUCUUGCCGAUAACUCUCCUGUGCAUUGCACAGCAUCUCAACAGAAGACCCACCCAACGGGAAGCAUGACUCAAGGCUGGACGCUGCAGAACAUUAACCUUUGACCUUGCUAUCAUUUCUGAAUGGGACAGAGGUAACUUGGUGUCCUUCAUUGCCUCAAAAACUCAAUUUAUCCACCCGUCAGCUCAACACAAUCAUCCAAACACCUAUCCCCUAUUCGUGGACAACACUCAGAUUUACCAUGAUUUACUACCAAGCAAAUGAGUGACUGCAUCAACUGUAGCCGAUGUAAUGACCCUCAUUUUGUCUCCCCAGAAUGCCCCUCAGCCAACCACUGUUGAGUCCACACCACUACCCAGCCUUAGACUCAGGUGACGAAAGUCGAGAAGAUUACCAGAAAGGUGUGGAAAUAGUUAACUAUAUGAAAGAAACCUCGAGGGCAGCAGCUGAUAGGGGAUUUGCAGGAGUAGAAAUGGACAACAACUUCAGAGUGGCAACUUAUCUGGUAUAGAGGUCAUUUUGAUCUUCUUUACACAUUGCAAAGCAGGUGCAAGGAACAGUGCUCGCCUCUGUGGUGCAAGCAGUGGCGUAACACCCAUAGCACAGGGGUGGACAAAGCCCACGGGCCUCGGAGGUCCAUGCAGGGGCCUCGGAGGUCCUGGGAUGAGAGAGAGAGAGAGAGAGAG
Messenger RNA from Eriocheir sinensis (Chinese mitten crab), 4131 nucleotides. RefSeq names its product zinc finger protein 84-like. Gene Ontology annotation, molecular function: RNA polymerase II cis-regulatory region sequence-specific DNA binding; DNA-binding transcription factor activity. Gene Ontology annotation, biological process: regulation of transcription by RNA polymerase II. The coding region runs from base 953 to 2371 and encodes 472 amino acids. The transcript has 3 exons. The record is from RefSeq and is a predicted model, not a curated record. Lineage: Eukaryota; Metazoa; Arthropoda; Malacostraca; Decapoda; Varunidae.